GUCUGGGAAUGAGCCGCCACCGCAGCCACUGCUGCUGCUCCUGCUCCUGCUGCUCUUCAUCUCUUUCGGCUGCAUCCUCCGCCUGCUGCAGUGGCCCAGGCGCCGUUACGCCUGCGGAAUCCCCGUGCCCGACUGACAGAUACAAAUCAGAGAAUAAAGACAACAGUCCAUACUAUUCUGUCAAAAUGAAAUGUGAUUUUAAUUGUAACCAUGUUGAUUCUGGGCCUAUAUUAAAGCCUGAUAUUAGUAAAAUGGAAUCUGGUACUCCUGAAUAUUUAGAAGAUUUUUGUAAAGACUGUAUUAAAGACCACAGAAGGCUAUCCUACUCUGGACCUCAGAAUGUGAGCCCUACGAUUGUAGAACUAAAAACUGAAAAUGGACCAGUGCACAACAAGGAAAACCAAGCCCUACACAAGCUUGAUGCUUCAAGUGAAUUCGAAGAACUGGAGAGCAGUAGGCUUUAUGAGGACAGUGGCUACUCUUCAUUCUCUCAGCAAAGCAGCCCUGGUGAACAGCAAUAUAACAGCAUUCUAUUGUCACGUAAUUUCAUUGUCAGUCCCAGACCCUGCUUUCUACAGAGCCAAAGCACAGAAAAGUUUCCAAAUAAAAACUUGUUGCCAAUCCUUCAUUUUGAAGAAGUGGUUUGUUCAACUUUAAAAAAGAAUGCCAAAAGAAAUCCUAAAGUAGAUUGGGAAACAGUGGAAAGACUAGUUUCCCAUGGAGAUUUUGGACUACAUAAUGUAAUUGGUAGAAAAAUGGGCUUAGAGCAACUGGAUAUUCUCAGUGAACUUUUCCAAAGAGGACUCAAACAUGUCUUAGCAAGUGUUUUAAGGCACCUCAGGGAGAUGGACUUGAUCAAUGUGGCCAGAGUGAGUGCAACAUGGAAGAAGAUCCUGAAAGACAAUAAAGGGGCUUUCCACUUAUAUAAUAUGGCGAUGAAGAAAGCUAAUGAAAAUACCACCAAGUUUUCAGCUCAUGCUGCAACUAGAGAAUAUGUUCUAGUCAGGGCAGCAUUGGCUUCUGUACAGAAAUCAACAGCCCAGGCUCCUAGUGCAUCCAAAAAAGUAUCUCGGUCCAAAUUGUCUGAUCAAGGUGUUUCUGUGUACAGCCGACACACUGAGUUUUCUGAGGUUGCCAAGACUUUGAAAAAGAGUGAAAGCUUAAGAGCCUGUAUCCAUUGCAACUCACCUGCAAAAUUUGACCCCUAUUUGCAGAGGGCGACAUGCAACCGAGAAAGUUGUGGCUUUGAUUUUUGUACAAGAUGUUUAUGCAGCUAUCAUAUCACCAAAGACUGUUCAAAUGAAAAACCUCUAAAAGCAAACUCCAAAGUGGGACCUCUUCCUGGAAGUAAAAAAAGUAAAAAGAAUUUACGGAGGUUAUGAUCUAUUGUUAUAUCAGUCACAACUUGCAGACUGUUAAAAGUUGGAUUGGAGAUGUUACAUCAGGUGACUGUUUGCCUGAAGUCUUUAUUUUAAACCAAAAAAAAAAAAACACGUGAAUAUAUUGUUAUUUUCUUAAUUAUACUUGAACAUCAAUUUAAAAAAAAAAACUACAGUGAAACUUCUUGGAACUUGGUGGCUUUGGCAUGUUUUUGUUUUUUUUAAAUCUACUGCACUUAUUACCAAAUGAGAAUCCCAAUGCAAAAUUGCUUGAUUGUGUUUUUAAAAAAAACGGAGGAAAUAGCUAGUUAUGACUAGAAUGGGUUACAAUCAAAAGGGGAUUUAUCUAGAAUAUCUUUUCCAUAAGUAUACUUUGGAUAUUCAUGUCAAAAGAAUGCAGUUUCUACCCAGACCAUUUAAACAUGCUAUUCAUUUUUUCCAGUUAUUUUUAACAUAAUUUCCAAGUUUAAAAAUGUAUUUGCUAUCCUCAUACCAACUUAUUUUUCAAAGUGCUAUUCAUUUGGCUUCCAAGUUGAAGUAACCACAACUGCAAUAUCAAGUCUUGUCUGUGUGAUUGUUUUUGUCCUCGUUAGAUGUUUUUUCAGUGUUAGUGAGUCUGUAAUUCCCUCCAGUUAUUUUCAAAAGGACUGGAAUAUUUGUAACUGUGUUGUCUUAUUUUCUUCUCUAAAAUCUGUUUUUAAGACUUUUGUACAUUUGUUAUAUAUUUUUUCACAUUUUAUGUGUAUUUACAUAAUAAAAAUUAAAAUAUUCUACUUAAA
Monodelphis domestica (gray short-tailed opossum) is the source of this 2158-nucleotide messenger RNA. RefSeq names its product F-box protein 5 (gene FBXO5). Gene Ontology annotation, cellular component: nucleus. Lineage: Eukaryota; Metazoa; Chordata; Mammalia; Didelphimorphia; Didelphidae. The record is from RefSeq and is a predicted model, not a curated record. Gene Ontology annotation, biological process: negative regulation of meiotic nuclear division; regulation of mitotic nuclear division.